AUGCUCUGGCUCGCUUGGGGUCUAGUCUCCCUUGUCGUCCCGGCCGCGUCUCAGACGACGGGUAACAAUCCGCAAUGGGAUCGAUGGUGUGGGAAAGUGUAUCAGCCUCAAUAUCCUAGCUUCGAUCCGGGCGGUCAAAUACCAAACCCGCCCGAGAUCUCAGGCCCGCCGCAGCUCCACGUCCAAUUCAAGCCGCGGUUCAGCAUCUACCUGUCCAACGAGCAAAAGGGUGAGUUCGUCAUCAAUGCGGAGCUGUCAAAGUACUUUGGCGCCCCGCUGGCCGAGUCGAGGCAAAAGGCCGGCCUGGCGUACAACAUCACGCUCGACUCGACCGGCAAGCAGCUGGCGGCGGGGACAGUGGCCAUCAACUCGACGCGCAACGUGGUCGCCUUCGACCUCGCGGGCGCCGUGGAGCCCUCGCGCACGGCACAGGCCGUGGUGCUCAGGGGCUGGGUGAGCGCGGACGGCGGCACCAACGGCGACGGCGACGGGGCCGAGCUGCGCGUCUACACGGCCACGGCGGACCUCUUCUUCCUGCCGGACAAGACGCGGGGCAGCGCGACGCGCAUCGACAACCUCAACGGCGGCCUGCAGUUCCGCAACACGGCUUCGAACCAGACGUGGCGCCCGCUGCUGCCCUACGGCUACUACGCCUCGUACGAUGGGUUCCUGGGCCAGAACGACACGAGCCUGAUCCAGAGGUACGCCGGCUUCGGGCUCAACUCCAUGACGCCCCUGACGACGUACCCGGUGUCGCGUGAUGCGUUUGCGUACAUGGGGAGGAUCAACCUGCCCUUCAUGUACGACCUGCGGGACAACUAUCAAAACAGGACCUGGGUCGAGGAAAAGGUUCGGCCGGUUGUUGAUGACGAGGCCCUGUAUUCGUAUUGGGGUGGCGACGAACCCGACGGCCACCAGCAUCCUUUCAACUGGACCGUCGACUCGGUCAGCCUCAUCCGCAAGCUUGACCCCUACCACCCAGUCUCGGUGACGCUGAACUGCCAAAACUACUACUUUGCCGAGUAUUCGGCCGCGGCCGACUUCCUGAUGGAGGACGUGUACCCCAUCAUCGUCAACGCGACCUUUUCCAAGUGGGGCACGGCCUGCAACGCGACCUACGGCGACUGCGGGUGCGACAACUGCGACGGCAACGUGCGCGACGUGUCGCGGCGCCUGGACGACAUGAACCGCUACGAGCGCAUGCUCGGGCGCUGGCCAAAGACAAAGUUCCACAACCCGCAGAGCUUCCACGGCGAGGGCUACUGGCCCAGGGACCCCACGCCCGACGAGUCCUACGUAAUGAACAUGCUGGCCUUCAACCACGGCGCCACCGGCAUGGUCGGGUGGCUGUACCCGCCCACGGACCUGCUGGCCACCGCCCACGGGACCCUGUCCAAGGUCGUCACCGCCUCGCCCGUCCUCGACUUCUUGGUCAGCGAGGGCGAUGGGCCGCACAAAAUUGAGGUGGAGGGGCUGAAGGACGACCAGAUAGACGUCGCGUUUUGGCGCAAGGGGGACAAGGAGGUCCUGGUCAACAUCGUCAACCCGAGCGAGUCGCAGAACAGGGACAGAGUCAGCUUCCCGAUGCCCGGGGGUGCGGGGGCCCGGAUCGAAAAGGUCCUCUGGGGUGACACCGGGAUAUGGGAGCUUGACGAGGGCGGCAAGAACAUCCGCUCCAGGACGGGGUUUGGUAAAAUGUCGGCUAGUCUUUUGCUUAUAACGCUGGCAUGA
Messenger RNA from Pyricularia pennisetigena, 1731 nucleotides. RefSeq lists its product as uncharacterized. The transcript is spliced from 3 exons. Lineage: Eukaryota; Fungi; Ascomycota; Sordariomycetes; Magnaporthales; Pyriculariaceae. The coding region runs from base 1 to 1731 and encodes 576 amino acids. The record is from RefSeq and is a predicted model, not a curated record.